AUGCAGGCGCAGAUCAAGCGGGUGCUGCCGCUCUCCAGGGCCCUCGCCGCCGCGCACCGGCAAGUGCAGUUAUACUUCUCUCGGGCUGACAAAUUUCAAUGCAGGCAGGGGUCUGGAAGUGCAUGCCGCAGUAUAUACGGUGGAUUUGUGAAAUGGUGUAUGGGAAAAAAUGAUGAUGGAAGUGACAGUAUGGCAGUACAGCUUGUUGACGAAUCGCAUUGGGAUGAUCUUGUUAUAAUCAUAGCAGUGGUCAGUUCAAAGCAGAAGGAAACCAGUAGCACCAGUGGGAUGCGGGACACUAUUGAAACAAGCCCCCUCUUGCAGUACAGGGCCCAGACUGUAGUGCCAAGUCGCAUAUUGAAAAUGGAGGAGGCCAUCAAGAAUUGUGAUUCUGAAUCCUUUGCUAGGUUAACUUGUGCAGAUAGCAACCAGUUUCAUGUUGUAUGUUUGGACACGAGUCCUCCCAUGUUCUACAUGAAUGAUACGCCACACAGGCCUAAGCUUAAAGAACAAGUGAGGUAUUGUGACCAACACCCUGAGGAGAUUGACACACUUGUAGAAGUGAAGGCUCAGUUUUCAGAGGCGAAGAAAUGCCACAAAACUUCAAGAAGGAUGGUGGCGUUGUCUAACGCCGUGGUGGCAUUGACGAUAGGCCUGGCAAGGUGGAUGCGUCAGUACCUGCUCUGGAGAUGGAUCGACAUCGACAGAAGACGGCGGCGGCUGCAAGCUGAGAUCGUUAAUACGGAUGUUAAUUAUGUCGAGAUUGCUUGCAGGUCAGCGGCGUCAGGUCUGGAGAUGCGGAUGCCCCUACAUAGCGUGGCGCCAGUGGCACGUCGGGGAUCCUUCAUCACCCAAGGAACAAACGCAAUCGGCACUACUACAUUACUGCAGUCUGCACAUGCUGUGUUGAGGGGAUUGGAGGAAUUGGUAGCACGCCAUAAAAUUUUGCUUACCUUCUCUAAAAUCAUGCUUGUUUCAUUCAUUGCUUCACAUCACCAAGUUAUUGGUGCGAUUGAGGUCACACUACCAUAUUAUAUAUUGGAAAUAUUCAAUAACAUAGGAUUUCUUUUUUACUUUAUACUUACACAGAUGUGCAAGAGAAAAGAUUUUAUAGGGGUAGAGAGUUUGUGCGAAAGUGCAGGGGUGCCGGUGCGAACCAAGUUAUAUAAGAUGGUAGAGCAUUAUAGACAGAACAACAGUAGUUCUUACAAAAGUGAAAGAGAACAACAAAGAGGUACUUCAAAGUUUGCCAUGGUUCUGAUGUGGUCUUCCACCGGGACUCAAAUUGCAACUCAUGAGAUUGGGAGAUAUUGGGAACCGCUUGUAUGUGUAUUGGUCAUCACGACCUUCUCCAUUGCCCUUGUUGCCUACUUGAUGUGA
This is a messenger RNA of Triticum turgidum subsp. durum (durum wheat), 1380 nucleotides long. NCBI's taxonomy places the organism in Eukaryota, Viridiplantae, Streptophyta, Magnoliopsida, Poales, Poaceae. The record is from the annotation of a GenBank genome assembly.